Molecule: messenger RNA, 3378 nt
Organism: Somion occarium
Lineage: Eukaryota; Fungi; Basidiomycota; Agaricomycetes; Polyporales; Cerrenaceae
Source: the annotation of a GenBank genome assembly
CGCCGCAUUCAAGCGUUAUCUUGUCUUCUAAUGCACUUGUCGUUCUCAUGGCUCGAUAUUUUUAAUUUGCAGCGUGGUGUGGUUCGAAUUCUACGCUCUGCCUUGCCGCACGAUCGGUCGAAGCUGGUUGAACCACGUUCCAUAGGCGCUCAAUAGACGCUCAUAUCACCCGCAACUGUCCCGCAGCCAAUCGUCUGCGUUCAACGUUGAUCUGGUACUCAAAUGUUACCAUAGUCUUUGCCCUUUGAAUGCUGGCUCUUGUACACUUUCUCUACUCUGAGUGCUAAACUGCACCAGCUGCACGACAAUUGUACACGAACACCAAUCACAAGUCUCCAAGAUUCACCGAGUCACCCUGCCUCGAUCUCAUUCUUCGCCGUCCCCGCCUGCCUCCAAGCAGAGUCGGAAGACUCAAUUCGUUAUACGCCGGCGUCAGCCCUCACUAGCCCCGGGAACCCCAAAACCACAACAACAGGGAUGGAGCACUAGUUACCAAGCUGGGUCUUCAAGCUCUCAGUCUGACAGUAGCGACGAAACCUAUGACACCGAUGCAGGUUUGCAACAAGCUCGCGGCAGAACAGAGUCCCAGCAUGUGAUUGGCGACGCCACAAAGCGCAUUGUGCGGAUGAAUGGGACUACAUCCAAACAUUCGAAGAGCACUCAACGUCCAUCUUCCCCGUCAGGAGACUCGCGUCGGGCGAGUCCUACCAGGAUCCGAGACCGUAUACCCUUUACACGGUCACGGUCACCUAUGGUCAAGCACAGUUACGACGGAAACGGACACUCACUGCCUCUUAGACCUUCUUCGCCGUCCUUAUUCCCUCGAUCUCGGCAUUCACAACCCGUUCAACCACUGCGCCACAUCUUCCCUGCAACUGUCAGCUUCUCAUUUCGCUUACCAUUUUCCAGGACACCAUGGUCGGCUUCUAUGGACGUUAGGCAGGCUAUCGAAAACAUGUUGCUCGUUAGUUCUUUAGGUUUCAUCGCCGUCAAACUCCGCACAUGUUCUGAAACACCCUACUCUCCGGAUAUGUGGAUCUCGAUAGAAAUUUCCCUCCUCAUUAUAGCGUCUGUAAUCUAUUGCCUCUAUACUCGGGUAUCCUUCUCCAAGGCUACUGUUCCCCUGCCCGUUCCCCAAACCCCUUCCACGCGCCCUGACUCACCUCGUUCAUUCGAUACACGCGAAAAUAGACGCGGUUCUCAUUUAAUUUCAGCUGCACCCCCAAAGAUCGAGGAGACGGGUUUCGUGUGGAUGACAGUCCCAAAGAACUAUAGGGAUUCCGCUGAUGAUGGCAUCCUCACAGGACUAUUGGCAGGACCAUUUAUAGCAUGCGCGCUCCUCUAUCUAACCAUAAAAGCAAGCAAAUCGCUACCACCACCCCAAAUCCCGCUCCCAUCCAAUUGGCUUAUCGAACCUCCAACCGUGUUGCAGAAUGCGAUAGGGCCGCAUACUGCCCUCGAGGCACUGCUGCUUUCAAGACGGAACCUUGUCAAUCAGGCUACGUUCUGCUCGACGAUUCUGAUCGUCCAUGCGUGUGCGUCGUGGGUGACCGAAGCACGACAUCGACGGAAAACAACUAUCCCGGAUGGAGAAUUGCGCCACGUCCCAAGAAAAGAGAGUCGCAGGACCUAUCUCUACGCGCUUUUCUCGGUAUCGGUGACUUUGUGGAUUUUGUGCGUCAGAAUCUCAUUGGCGGAACUGAACUUAGGCAUAUGGCAGAAUAUGAACUAUUUCGAGGUUGUCGUCAGUUCUUUGAUGUUCCAAUUCUCACUGUAUGCCGCGGUACGCUUGGCUCACCGCGGAUUCACACUUGGCGAGCUAGGAUUGGUUUGCUUUGGGGCAACAGUUCUUUUCAUGGAAAGCGUCAACCUAACUAUCGCUCGUAUUUGGCCCGUAACGACGCCGUAUAUCAAAACUUAUCGUUUGCCAACACCAUUGCUGCUAUACCAGAUUGCGCUUAUACCCGGCUCUCUGCUCACUGGCUUUUUGCUCUCACCACUCCUGUAUCUCUCCCGUCACAUAUCACAACAACCAGUUCGUCGUCUUCGAUUUCCAAAAGAACGGCAGAAGCAUCGUCGAUUAUUAGCGCUUGGAUUCUACCUUGGAACUGUGCUGAUCGUGGGGGGACUUAUCGGACUUUGGACUCGAUGGUGUCUUGGUAAUCGUGAUCCUUGGCUUUGGGCUAUCUUCUGGCUCCUGGAAGGCAAGCGGAAAUGGACCCGACCGCUUCUAUUGGUCUAUUGGACCCUAUUGGUCAGUUUGAGCGUUGCAGGCUGGAACAGGCAGUUGGCAAGAUCUCGACGAUUUCGACAUAGGAGUGUGAUGUCUGUUGCUGGUGAUGCACCAACCACAUUUGACCGGUCACGGCUCCCCACCGCAAAUGGGAACUCCAGUCCUGGUCACCAGAGCGAUCCUAGUAGGCCGUCCACUCCUCUGGUAGAUGCAAGCGGACCGUUAGGUUUAGGUUUUCCGACAUUACCGAAUCUUCCCAAUAUUGGUAAUGGUACUGGUGUAUCUGGAGUCGCCACUGAUUGGCUGGAUGCUGCGGAUAGACAUGUGCCAACAUUGAGCGUGAACGCAAGGCGGAAGUUCUUCCACGCUUUGGCUGUGGUUAUGUUUCUUCCGGGUGUGAUUGUCGAUCCUGCAUUUGCACAUCUCUCUUUCAGUGCAGCCUUCGCCUUGUUCACAUUCGCCGAAUAUGUUCGGUACUUUGCGCUAUAUCCAUUCGGUGCCUCCGUGCAUGUGUUCAUGAACGAGUUCCUGGACUCCAAGGAUAGCGGCACUGCCAUCUUGAGUCACUUUUACCUCCUGACUGGGUGUGCUAACUCAGUUUGGUUCGAGGGCCCGUCACAGCUGUUGCAAUACACGGGUAUAUUGGUAUUAGGCGUCGGAGAUGCGUUAGCUUCCAUAGCAGGUAAGCGGCUAGGCCGACACCGUUGGACUCCAACGACUCCAAAGACGGUGGAGGGUAGUGUGACGUUCACCGUGUCCGUAGUCGCGGUUGCUUGGCUGUUGCGUGUUUGUGGUUUUACGGAAGACUUCUCCGUGAGUCGCUCCCGUACUCGUCACCGUCUGACGCUGAUAGGAGUACUGGACCUAUACAGCUCAUCCGGUAUACUGUGGUGGCCGGUCUCGCCUCCAUCCUUGAGGCGUUCUCGACACAAAACGACAAUCUGACACUUCCGCUGUAUAUGUGGAGUAUGCUAGCUGUAGUAGAUGUGUAAUGGUUUUACUAGUACAAGUUGUCUGUUAUGGGACAUUAGAGCAUUGGAAUACUGAAAUUGCCGUUUCAAGCAAGGCAACCUUGUCGCGGGGCUCCAAUAUUUGUAAUGUGGUUAGAGCUGACUUUGAAACUGAUUGUAGUCUGAACGUGAAAA